Molecule: messenger RNA, 941 nt
Organism: Ceratosolen solmsi marchali
Lineage: Eukaryota; Metazoa; Arthropoda; Insecta; Hymenoptera; Agaonidae
Gene: Sgt1
Product: suppressor of G2 allele of skp1
Exons: 5
Coding region: 297-941 (214 amino acids)
Molecular function (GO): protein-folding chaperone binding
Source: RefSeq, a predicted model, not a curated record
GUAACUAUAUCCAGCUGCGCCAGGUUUUUGUAGCCAUCAAAGUAGCAAUACCGAUUCGACUCUUCUUUAUUUCUGUCGGCCAUCUCCUUUUCCCUUUAGUACUAAUAUGUCCACUGUGUUCAGAUAUGUCUAUGGUUGAAAUGAGAAAAGAUGAAGAUUCGUAAUAAGUAUGCAAUUCUCAAUGAGAGGGUUUUUAAGAUUGAUCAUUAACUAAGAGUACAAAGUGCAUUUGUUCUUAAAAAUUUAAUUAGAUUAUAAUUCAACUCUUUACUGUAAAUAUUGUGCAUUUACAAGAAAUGGCGGACGAAACGAUGCCAACGCCAAAAAUUAAACACGAUUGGUAUGAAACGGAAGUUUAUGUUACUGUUAUAAUUUUGGCAAAAAAUGCAGAAAAUCUUAAAGUCACGUAUGACGAUACAGCACUUAGCGUCUCCGCUAAAUUACCAAAUGGAAAUGAUUACAGUUUAGAGCUAGAUUUAGCCCAUCAAAUUGUACCUGAAAAAUGCUCACACAUAGUCACACCAUCAAAAAUAGAAAUAAAAUUAAAGAAAAAAGAAGGAUAUAGAUGGACAGUUUUAGAAGGAAAUCCUGAAAAGCAAGAGAUUCAACCCAUUCCUCAAGAAAUAUUACAGGCUGGAACACAACCACUUAAAUACCCAAGUUCUAGCAAAAAAUCUAAAGAUUGGGAUAAAGUAGAGAAGGAGAUUGAAAAACAAGAUAGUGAAGAAAAAGAAGGUUUAAGUGCAUUAAGCUCUCUUUUUCAACAGAUUUAUGGAAAUGGUUCGGAAGAAGUUCAACGUGCUAUGAAUAAGUCAUUUCAAGAAUCUGGCGGUACAGUAUUAAGUACCAAUUGGGCAGAAGUUGGUAAAGGAAAAGUAGAGAAAAAGCCCCCAGAUGGAUUAGAAUGGAAGUCUUGGUCUGGAUCUGGAUCCAAUUCAUAA